CGUACCUGCAUUUUCUUAAUUACUUCCCAGUUAGCAUUUGUAUUAAUCUUCUUUUCAAACCCCUCUCUCUUUCUCCCUCUACAUGGGUUCACUCAAACCAGAAGUAUCUCUUGAGGUUCCACCCUACCUUAGAGUUUACAACGAUGGAACCAUAGAGAGACUAGCAGGGAUCGCAGUGACCCCUGCAGGACUUGAUCCUCGAACUGGUGUUACAUCAAAAGACAUCCUCAUCGUGCCCGAAACCGGUGUCUCCGCCAGGCUCUACCGUCCUCCUGAUUCCACCACCCACCACCCCAAACUGCCCCUUGUUGUCUAUUUUCACGGCGGAGCAUUCUGCAUAUCCUCUGUUCAAGAUCCCUUCUACCACAACUCUCUCAACGCACUAGUUGCCCAAGCAAACAUCAUUCUUGUCUCGGUGGAUUACAGAAAUGCCCCCGAGCACCCCCUCCCGGCCGCCUACGAUGACUCCUGGGCCGCCCUUCAAUGGGUGGCUUCACAUACUUCAGGCGGUGGCGGUGGCGGCGGCACUGAGGCUUGGCUUAAGGAGAGUGUUGACUUUGAAAGGGUGUUCUUGGCUGGUGAUAGUGCUGGUGCAAAUAUCGCACACCACAUGGCAAUCUAUGUCGGGUUAUCGGACCGGGUCAACGGGUUGAAAUUUAUCGGGAUCAUUUCGAUAAACCCAUACUUUUGGGGAGAGCAACCAAUUGGGUCGGAGGUUACGGAUCCGGUGAGAAAAGAAAUGGUGGAUAAUUGGUGGCGAUUCGUUUGUCCAUCGGAUAAGGGAAGCAACGAUCCGCUUAUCAACCCUUUUGUAAAAGGAGCUCCGAGUCUCGAAAACUUGGCGUGUAGUCGGAUACUGGUAUGUAUCGCGGAGAAAGACAUAUUGAAGGAUAGAGGGAUGCUUUAUUAUGAGUCACUUAUGAAGAGUGGGUGGGGUGGAGUUGCAGAGAUUUUAGAGACAAAAGGGGAAGAUCAUGUCUUCCACAUCUUUGAUCCAACUUGUGAGAAGGCAGUUGACAUGAUUAAGUGCUUGGCUUCUUUCAUAAACCAAAAGUAACAUUUGUGUUUUGUGUGUGUGAUAUUGUCACAAGAUCCAACCAGUUAUAAGUUUAUUGUAAUAUUUUGUGUUUUGAAAGUUGUUUGUUGUUAUUAUGUGUUGCUUAUAGAUAUAUCAAUGGCAAUUUAUAAAUAAAACUAAGCAAACUAUAGAAUGUGCUUUUAUGUAUAAAAAAAGAGACAUGGAAUGUGCAAUACAGUUCGGAUUGCAAUAAUGAAUUAUUUGUCUUGUUCUUUGUUAA
Messenger RNA from Cornus florida, 1298 nucleotides. Its product is annotated as probable carboxylesterase 2. The record is from RefSeq and is a predicted model, not a curated record. The transcript has a single exon. NCBI's taxonomy places the organism in Eukaryota, Viridiplantae, Streptophyta, Magnoliopsida, Cornales, Cornaceae. The coding region runs from base 83 to 1057 and encodes 324 amino acids. Gene Ontology annotation, molecular function: hydrolase activity.